Molecule: messenger RNA, 456 nt
Organism: Cyphellophora attinorum
Lineage: Eukaryota; Fungi; Ascomycota; Eurotiomycetes; Chaetothyriales; Cyphellophoraceae
Product: Peptidyl-prolyl cis-trans isomerase E
Exons: 1
Coding region: 1-456 (151 amino acids)
Molecular function (GO): RNA binding
Source: RefSeq, a predicted model, not a curated record
AUGACUGACACAUCUACGCGACCCAAUGCUACGGUCUUCGUGGGAGGUCUAGACACCAAGUUCGUUACGGCUGCCACGUUAUCAGAGGCAUUCGUCCCGUUCGGCGAGAUAGUCGACAUUUCACUACCAAAGCCAGAAGCGCCGUCAUCUACAGAUCUGCACAGGGGCUUUGGGUACGUGGAAUAUGAAGAUGCCAUCGAUGCCAAGGAAGCUAUCGACAACAUGGAUCAGAGUGAAUUAUUCGGCAGGGUGAUCAAGGUCGCGAUGGCCAAGCCCGACAGGAAGGACACUGGUGGGCCAAGCGUGGCAAGUACGACCGCUGUGUGGGAACAGGAAGGCUAUUUGGCUCAAUAUGGCGAGCAGGAGCGAAUGGCGGAGCAGGUUCCUGAUGCGAAGCCGGAAGACCCCAUGCAGAUGUUGGAAGACCUCGAUGUUGCUGGACCCAAGCCAAAGUGA